CAAACUUUUGAUAACUUGGUUAAAGAAUACAUUGAAAGUUUGGCACCAAAAAAAAAAGAAAAAGCAUUGAUCGAUCAAGAAAAAUUACAAAGAAUUAAGAAAAUUCUUAUUGAUCCUAUGAAUUUCACCCAAUAUACAUCUACUUUUCAUUAUUGGGUUAAAAUUGAACUUCUUGUGCUAGCUAUAGAAAACAUGUACGAUGAACUUUGCAAGAUACAUGCAACAAUUACUCUGCAUAGUGGUCAAAAGGAAAUAUGGAAUCAGAUUGACUUAAUUGAUAUGACCUUUAAACAUGAUAAUGAAUUUAAGUACAUCACUCAUCUGUGUGAUCAUUUUACUAGAUAUUCCUGGGCCUGUGCUCUUACCUCUAAACGAGCAAUUAAAGUGGCAGCUUUUUUAUUUAAAAUUUUUACUAUAUUCGGACCACCUCUAAUUCUUCAAUUAGAUAAUGGGAAGGAAUUUGUUGUUUCAGUAAUUGUUGAAUUGCUUGUAUUUGGUAGAGCUCUAUAUAGUCAUUCUACUGCAUUUGAUCAGUUGUUUGAAACUAGCAUUUUUUCUAAAGAUGAGAUUUUAAAUGAAUUUGGAUUAGAAAAUAUUCAGGAAUUAGUUAACAAUUUGGAUGAUUUAAUCAAUAACACUAAUUUCAUACCUAUAACAACAACAGAAUCUUCAAGUUUAAAUCAAGAUUUGAAUAUAGAAACAUCAAGAGAAAUGGAGUCAUUAGGUGUGAAAGAAUUUUCAGAAUUAGAAAAUAUUCUAACAGACCAUAUAUCUGUUAGAGAAGCAGCACAAAACCAAAAUACUAGUACACUUGCAGGAACAAUAUACAAAU
Messenger RNA from Scutellospora calospora, 832 nucleotides. Lineage: Eukaryota; Fungi; Glomeromycota; Glomeromycetes; Diversisporales; Gigasporaceae. The record is from the annotation of a GenBank genome assembly.